AUGGACAACCGGUUUAGCGUCUACAUGGAAUCUAUCAUACCCCACUCAUUUGAGUGUGACCCGUUUUCAUCCAUAAGACGAGCGGAAACCGAGACGCUGGGAUACCGGCUAUCCCCCUGGUGGGCCGGUGUUGAACAGCACACGGGAAGUCCGGUAAGUGCCAUCGAAUCAACCCAUUCCAAAGAUGGUCAACAAUUUAAGGCCGAAGAGCCGCGGUCCUCUUUUGGCAACUUUGGUUACGACGGGGUUACUUCGCAAAUCACACGAAGGAUAAAAACCCCUCCCCCUCCGAAUUCCCACUGUGUACCACUGAGUUCUGACGUAAAACUGACUUCCGUCAAGCCCCCAUACUCCUACAUCGCUCUCAUCACCAUGGCUAUUUUGCAAUCACCACAGCGAAAACUUACUCUGUCCGGAAUCUGCAACUUCAUCAUGGACAAAUUUCCUUAUUACCGAGAACGAUUUCCAGCCUGGCAGAAUUCCAUCAGACAUAACCUCAGUUUGAAUGACUGUUUCAUCAAAAUUCCGCGUGAACCAGGUAAUCCCGGUAAGGGGAAUUAUUGGAUACUGGAUCCGAAUUCUGAAGACAUGUUCGAUAAUGGUAGCUUUUUACGCAGACGCAAGCGGUACAAGAGAAUGCAACUAGCGGUCGGUUACCGGGGUUUGCCUGCUCCGAUAAACACGUCAACCGCUGCUCCGUCGACAACAUCUCUCGUCCAGUCCACAUCGCAAAUAUCUGAAGCUACGCAGAACUCGUUUGUUUAUCUACCUGAUGAAACAGCAGCUUACACAACGCUAAGUCAAACCCAUGCUUGUGUGACACCGACGCUGAAUGGAGUAUCCUCUGUUAUCCUCUCCGGCGCAGGUUUAGCUAAAUCACUUCGUUCAAAGCUGUUUGUCCCACCCCCUCCAUUUCUUCUCGCCUACAUGAAAAUGAUGGCUCCAGAUGAAAACAUGAAAUUACAAGAACAGAAGUGCCGGCUACCAUUGAACCUCAGCGUCAGGCCAUUGGACGAUGAACGCCAGCACCAAGACCUCCGUGCAUCCGUGAACAGGUGCGAUGACUCAGUUAAUUCCCCGCAGGAGUCGUUUGCUCGUUCGAGCACUGGUUCCCCGUAUUGCUGUGAUUUUCCAGCUGUGCUCCCGAGAGUAAGAGAUACUGUGGCUACAUUUAUGAUCAAAAACUUGUUAACUGAGAGUGUGAUUAGAUAA
Molecule: messenger RNA, 1212 nt
Organism: Dicrocoelium dendriticum
Lineage: Eukaryota; Metazoa; Platyhelminthes; Trematoda; Plagiorchiida; Dicrocoeliidae
Source: the annotation of a GenBank genome assembly